AUGCCUCGCAAGAGUCGUCGGCGCUCGAAGAAACAUUGCACUCUCUUGAAACGCCUAGUGAAAAUUAAGGCGAAAAAGAAAGCUAAAUUAGAGGAAGAAGAAGGGGUUACUCCACUUGUUGACAGGUAUUGGUUGCAAAGGUAUGAUCUUUUCUCGAGAUACGAUAAGGGUAUCAAAUUGGACGAAGAAGGGUGGUUUUCCGUUACACCGGAAGAGAUUGCGGUCCGGCACGCCGAGCGGAGUGGUGGCGGUGUAGUCAUUGAUUGCUUUGCCGGCGUCGGUGGUAAUGCCAUACAAUUUGCCUCGGUAUCUCAACACGUUGUUGCUAUUGACAUUGAUCCACAUAAAGUUGCAAUGGCUUCUAAUAAUGCAAAAAUAUAUGGCGUGGAAGAUUAUAUAGACUUUGUUGUGGGAGACUUCUUCCAACUUGCACCAUAUCUGAAGGGUAAUGUAGUAUUCCUUUCACCACCAUGGGGGGGUCCAUCAUAUAGUUCAGUUGGGAAUUUUACCCUUGACCUACUGAAGCCAAAGGAUGGGUAUUCAAUGUUUCAAAUUGCUCAAUCAAUAACCCCCAACAUCAUUAUGUUCUUACCUAAAAAUGUAGACCAACGUGAAGUGGAAGAACUUUCUUGGCUGUCUUCUCCUCCUCUACAUGUUGAGGUAUUUUUUCUACUGGUUGAUACAUUAGCAUGA
Molecule: messenger RNA, 693 nt
Organism: Ilex paraguariensis (yerba mate)
Lineage: Eukaryota; Viridiplantae; Streptophyta; Magnoliopsida; Aquifoliales; Aquifoliaceae
Source: the annotation of a GenBank genome assembly